Sclerotinia borealis F-4128 is the source of this 1905-nucleotide messenger RNA. NCBI's taxonomy places the organism in Eukaryota, Fungi, Ascomycota, Leotiomycetes, Helotiales, Sclerotiniaceae. The record is from the annotation of a GenBank genome assembly.
AUGGCACUUACUGAGCGGGAAACAGCACAAUUGCGAGGAUCACUGCAGGAAGCAGUUGUGAAAUGUUCGGAAAGAUGCUUAUAUCAAUCUGCGAAAUGGGCGGCAGAACUCUUGACAUCUAUACCGACAAAUGAUGAUUCUUUAGAGCCCGAGGACUCGCAGAUGAUAGAAGUACCUUUGGAAGGACUUCCCCCAAUCGUUGUUACUGGCAACCUCGAUCCCGAAGAAGCACAGCUCGAGGCGAGAGAAAUCAACAAGUAUCUACUAGCGAAAUCAUUUUUUGAUUGUCGGGAGUUUGACCGAUGUGCGGCUGUAUUUUUGCCAGACAGAUUGCUCUCCGGAAUUUUGUCAACGACAGCUGGAAGAGGCAGUCAAAAUGGCGCAAACACGAGGUCAAAGGGGAAGGAAAAGGCAUCAACGAGUCGAGUUAGCACAGGAACAAUAUCAAGCCUUCCAAAAUUGAGCCAAAAGAGCUUAUUCCUUGCUUUGUAUGCUAAGUUCAUGUCUGGCGAGAAGAAGAAAGAUGAAGAUAGUGAAAUGGUAAUGGGCCCUCAUGACGGAGGAAAUACAGUGAACAAACAACUGGUCACAAUAAUUCGAAUAUUAGAGGCUUGGUUUCAGGAGCGAAGGACCGAGACUGGAGAGUUUGCUGGUAGUCAAGGAUGGCUCGAAUAUCUCUAUGGAAUGGUUUUGGCCAAGGAUAAGAAUGAGGAUGAGGCAAUGCGCUGGCUAGUCCGAAGUGUUGAGCUGUUCCCCAUGAAUUGGGGAUGUUGGCUGGAAAUGACUUCUCUAAUUUCUAGAGUUGAGGAUGUGAAACAACUUCUUUCCAUCUUUCCAACCAGCCCUUUUCUACUCACCUGCUUAGCUCUUCUAUCCUAUCAUACCAAAGAUUUCGUUACGGCCGACGCUCACUUUAGUCGUCUCCUUGCACUACAUCCUCAUCGAUUAGACUCACUCGACCAUUACUCUAAUAUCCUCUAUGUCAUGAACCUCCGACCCAAAUUAUCGUUUCUUGCACAUCUCUGCUCGAGUGUCGACAAAUUUCGACCCGAAUCAUGUGUUGUGAUAGGGAAUUACUACUCACUAUUAUCGAGCCACGAGAAGGCUGUACAAUAUUUCAGGCGUGCCUUAACUUUAGACCGUUCAUGUCUUAGUGCAUGGACGCUCAUGGGCCACGAAUACGUGGAAUUAAAAAACACCCACGCAGCCAUAGAAUCCUAUCGUCGUGCCGUUGACGUGAAUAGGAGAGAUUACCGAGCCUGGUAUGGACUAGGACAAACUUAUGAAGUACUUGAAAUGCAUGCAUAUGCACUGUGGUACUAUAAACGUGCAGCAGGACUCCGUCCUUGGGAUGGCAAGAUGUGGAUGGCAGUAGGAUCCUGCUUACAGAAGAUGGGACGCGAUUUGGAGGGUAUCAAGGCAUUAAAGCGUGCACUAUUGGCAGACAGCUACUACGAUGCAGGUGUGGGCAGUUCAUUCGGAAGUGGAGGUAGAGAAAAAGGAGGCACUAUGGAUCCAGAAAUCUUAUUACAAAUUGCUGGGAUGUAUGAGAGAUUAGAGGAUGAAAGAGAAGCGCGAGGGUAUAUGGAAUUGUGCGUGGCACAAGAAGAAGGCAAUGAUAAUACAGAUGCAACGGUUAUCAACAUUCAUAAUGAUUCAGCAUCAUCAGAUGAUGAAGGACGUCAGCCAUUGGCACCUACAGGCGAGGGUGGCAAUGGUACGGGAGUUACGGCUGCUACGUCGAAAGCAAGGAUGUGGUUAGCAAAGUUCUCGAUGAGAACUGGUGAUUACAAAAGAGCCAUGCAAUUGGCAACGGAAUUAUGUCAAGAUGGGGUAGAGGUGGAGGACGCAAAGGCCUUAGUUAGAGAGGUCAGAGUCAGACUGGAGGGAUUAGAGUCACCGUGA